Molecule: messenger RNA, 2342 nt
Organism: Thunnus maccoyii (southern bluefin tuna)
Lineage: Eukaryota; Metazoa; Chordata; Actinopteri; Scombriformes; Scombridae
Gene: gpr174
Product: G protein-coupled receptor 174
Exons: 5
Coding region: 647-1657 (336 amino acids)
Biological process (GO): phospholipase C-activating G protein-coupled receptor signaling pathway; positive regulation of Rho protein signal transduction
Cellular component (GO): membrane
Molecular function (GO): G protein-coupled receptor activity
Source: RefSeq, a predicted model, not a curated record
AUUCUUAACUCUUCUGCUUUUUGAUUGUGAAUGCGACGUAGCUUCAAGGUUGAAGACAGAGUGCACGUGGAGGGAACUGGGUGCUCACCGCCAACAUUUUGGAUGCUGAUACACGAAGGAUGUAAUGUCUGAAUGGAAAAGCUGUAACGCGCCAACAACCCACAGAGAGAUGAUUCACAGCGAAUAAAAGAAUGUGUUUCCAUUUGCAAGACCUGAGGACUAAAACUGUUCCAUCCUAAGAUACCUGCUUUCACAUAUCCCAGCAUGCAGUGGAAGGGAGGCAGAGCAAGUGUCCACUUUGUCACAGUCACGUCUCACAUUCAGACAGACAACCACAUCUAUUGCACAAGAUCGAUUCAGAGUUUCAGAUAUGCCUGAUCUGCCUGUUUUCUGGAUGAAGUGCUUCUGAGACUGAAACUCUGGAGGUCUGUCUUCAACUUCACUGAAAUAGAACAUUAUUUAUCUCUGUGGGAUGCUGUAGGGAACAGGACUCUAGUGGCACAGCAUGAUCUGCUUCUCACCAUGAUGGUCAACAUGGAUGCUCACCCAUCACCAGACUACAAACAGCUCCCCUGAUACAAGCUUCCUGUUGGUUCACAGGGCAGCUUGUCUUAACAGUUAACAGUAAAACAGCCCCUGGCUUAAGAUGAACUCAACCAACGUAAGCUGUGAAGAAGAUGAUCUACAUAAAUACCAACACUAUGUGUAUGCAGUGGUGUACAGCGUGAUCCUAGCGCCAGGCCUGCUGGGUAACGUGCUGGCGCUGUGGGUGUUCAGGGUUUAUAUCAAAGAAACCAAGAAGGCUGUGGUGUUCAUGAUGAAUCUGGCUAUGGCCGACCUGCUGCAGGUUCUCUCUCUGCCUCUGCGGAUCUACUAUUACCUGAACGGAGCCUGGCCCUUUGGUCAGUCUCUCUGCAUGAUCUGCUUCUACCUGAAGUACGUCAACAUGUACGCCUCUAUCUACUUCCUGGCGUGUGUCAGCGUGCGCCGCUGUGAGCUCAUCAUGCGACCACUGAGGUAUAACUCAUCCAGGAGAAAAGGAGACAACUUAAUAUGUGGCCUCGGCUGGCUGUUGGUCUGCCUGGGCUGUCUACCAUUCCCUCUGCUGAGGAAUCCCAGCGAUAAAACAAACCUUAACUCUAGUCAUGGUAACCUCACCUCAGUGUGUUUCUCAGAGCUGCCCAUGCAGGAUAUCAGUACCCCAGCAGCCUUGGCCCUCUUAAUCAUAGCUGAGCUGCUGGGCUUCAUCAUCCCGCUCAUCCUGGUGAUAGCCUGCACCUGCCUGACUGCUGGGAGCCUUAAGAAGUCAACAGUGGGGGCGGUUUCUGACCGAGGGGAGAAGCGUAGGGCGUUAAGGAUGGUGCUAAGCUGUGCUGUGGUCUUCUUAGUGUGCUUUGCUCCUUACCAUAUCACUAUGCCCCUGGACUUCAUGGUCAAGGCCAACACUUUCAAAGACUGCAUCCUCAGGGACCUGAUUCAAAGAUCUCACCCUGUCACACUCUGCCUGGCCAGCCUGAACUGCUGCUUGGACCCACUCAUGUACUAUUUCACAACGGAUGAAUUCAAGCGGCGACUGAGCAAGCCAGAGAUAACAGAGAGCAUGACUUUCACCAGGCGUUUGUCCUGCAUAGCUGGAGAGGACUUACAAGAUGAGUAGACUACAGUCAUUCUCUCUAAACUCACCCACUAAACCCUGAGAUGAAAUCUAUGCGUUCCUACAACAGAGGAAAACGUCAUUUACAUGUAAGACAGUAUGUGAGUUUCAAAAUGGGAACUUUUUCUAUUUAUUUUUUCAAUAAAAGGUGUGUUUGCUCUUUCUAAAUUUAUAUGGCCCUGGUGAAGAGUGAGCAGUUCCUGUUAUGAGGGAUGAACCUGCCAUCAGUGCCAACAUCUCUAAUAGGCAUCAGGAAAUACAGAAUACCGGAAAACCUCUGAAGCAGCCACAGUUUUCCACUAGAGACUCUCCAGUUUUAUGACAAGCUCACAGCUUGCAGAGGAUGAUAAAAGCGUUAAUGUUCCAAAGUGCUGUUUUCAUUGGCGCUGUGAUAAUAAAGCAAACUGCAAAAAUAUUCAGUAGGUAAAGAAACAGCUUUAUUCAACAACAAAGUGAGAUUCGGUUCAAUAGCUGCACACAACAUUGUUUUUUUGUUGAUCUAAUCUUCUUAAUCGUCUGUUAAAAAGCUGAGACAGAAACAUUUUCACACGCUCACUUCCUGUCUGAUUGUCUUUCUAUGCAGGCAUCACGUGGGAAAGCAUUGAAAAUUAUUUUGGAGGUUAGUUGGCAAAAGGUCUUUUUUUCCAUACUUGAGGGUUUGCUGAAGUUUUUUUUUUUCUUUUACAAA